Molecule: messenger RNA, 3315 nt
Organism: Fusarium falciforme
Lineage: Eukaryota; Fungi; Ascomycota; Sordariomycetes; Hypocreales; Nectriaceae
Product: Transket-pyr domain-containing protein
Exons: 5
Coding region: 1-3315 (1104 amino acids)
Biological process (GO): DNA-templated transcription; pentose-phosphate shunt
Cellular component (GO): cytosol
Molecular function (GO): DNA binding; zinc ion binding; transketolase activity
Source: RefSeq, a predicted model, not a curated record
AUGGUACCGGGCAAUUCCAGAAACCUUACGGCCGACGAUAUCGCUGUUCGCGACAUCAGGAAGCUGGUUAUUGACUGCUGUCGACAAAACGGGGGCGGCCAUGGUGGCUCAGCAAUUGGCAUGGCGCCGCUGGGCGUCGCCCUUUGGCGCCACACGCUUCGAUUCAGCACGAAGAAUCCCGCAUGGUUCGACCGGGAUAGAUUCGUUCUAUCAAACGGACACGCAGCAAUCUUCCUAUACGUCAUGCUCCAUGUCGCAGGGUACCCACACAUGACCCUUGACGAGCUCAAGAUGUACGCAGAUCCAAAGGCCUUUGACCACAAGACAGGUACAUGGAAAUCUACCAUCUGUCAUGGGCACCCGGAAAUCGAGGUACCUGGGGUUGAAGUAACGACGGGCCCUCUUGGACAAGGAAUUGCCAACGCCGUUGGUCUGGCCAUCGCAUCCAAGCAUCUGGCAGCGACAUUUAACAAGCCGGGAUACGACAUCAUACAAUCCCGAGUAUACUGCUCAACUGGUGAUGGAUGUCUCCAAGAGGGCGUGGCGAUGGAGGCCAUGGCAGUUGCAGGUCAUCUAAAGCUGGACAAUCUUGUCUUGUGCUAUGACAAUAACCAGGUCACAUGCGAUGGACCCCUGGAGUGGAUCGUCUCGGAGGAUACCAACUCAAAGAUGAGGUCCAUGGGUUGGAACGUGAUCGACGUCUUUGAUGGCGACAACUCGGUUGAGAGCAUCGUCAACGCUCUCAACCUUGGCAAAGCAACAAAGCACAUGCCGACAUUCAUCAAUAUCAGGUCAACAAUCGGCUACGGCACAGCGACCGCUGGGACAGCCAAGUCUCACCACGGAACCUACAGUGAGGCAGACGCUGCCUUGUACGCCGAGACUAGUGACCAGGCCUCACACCGCGUCUCCAAGGAGUGCAAAGCAUAUUUUAACGAGCGGGCAGAUCAAGGCAAUCGUGGCCAAGAUCUCUGGCUUGAGAUGCUCGACCGUUACUGUCAAGACUUCCCCAGGGAAGGAACGCUUCUUCGUGCCCGAAUCGCGGGCGAGGUGAACUACAGCGACGUGCUUUCACGCAUACAGUUCCCCCAGGAGCCCACUGCUGCACGUUCUCUCAAUGGAAUCAUUUUUCAGCAAUUAAUGGACCACAUCCCUAACAUUAUUGCCGGGGGCGCUGAUUUGUGGACUUCCAAUCAGAUGGGUGACCACUCGCACCGAAUCUUUGAUGGAUCAAGGCGCGAGGGCCGAGUCAUCCGCUAUGGGAUCCGUGAGCAUGCCAUGGCCGCGAUUUCGAAUGGCCUAGCUGCCUACUCUCCCAAUGUUAUAAUUCCCGUUACCGCAACCUUCUUCAUGUUCUAUCUUUACGCCGCUCCUGGAGUAAGGAUGGGGGCGCUGAGCUCUCUCAAAGUCAUCCAUGUUGCCACGCAUGACUCUAUUGGAGAGGGGCAGAAUGGGCCGACCCAUCAGCCCGUGGAGCUUGACUCCCUGUAUCGUGCCAUGCCCAACCUACUCUAUAUCCGCCCUGCCGACGGCGAGGAGAUCAUCGGUGCGUGGUCUUCAGCCCUAGAGGUCCAAGGGCAACCAGUCAUUAUAUCCCUUGCCAGAGAUCCGCCUGAAAUCACAAUACCAAAUACAAGCCGCACGAAAGUAUCCAAAGGAGGUUACGUUAUCGUGGACCACCCCAAGCCAGUCGUGACUCUUGUAUCUUGUGGCUCCGAGCUACAGUUUGCUAUUGGUGCGGCUGCUAAACUAGGAGAAGAAGGAAUUGGUACGAGGGUUUCGAGACUCUCACUUCGAACUCUGAUUGAGGUCCUAGCAGAACGAGUUACCCAGCUCAGCGACUUCAUCCAAGAUAACUCACUGGAGGCGCCUGGCAUGGAUAAGAAGGAUGAGGUAAUGGUCAUGAAGAGUCUCUGCCAGGCGCGAUUUCGUCUAUUGAGGAGGCGAAAGAAGUUUUCGAGGGAAACAACACCUACCGUGCCACAGAAUUACGACGCCUCAAUUCCCACACCGCCCGCGUCGUAUGCUGGAAGACAUAGCCAACUUCUUUCAGGCACACAACUACUGGACUCGAGCCCUUUUCAAGACGACAGUGGUGAUGACAACAGUCCAACGGCAAGACACAAACACUCCAAGGUCAACUCUGUCGUUUCGAUGUAUCCCAAUCAGGGCGAUUCGGACAUUGGCCCUGUCGAGGAUAGUAAAUCACUAGAUGUCGGCCCCAUGGGUUACACACCAUCCAGCAUCAACGAUCCUGGCAAUCUAGGCUUUGGGAUCCAGCUAAGCUGGGGAGGAAUGCCAGAUCUCUUGUCCCCAGAAUUGAUGGCAGAAUCAUGGGCCAAAAUACCACCUGGUAUUGGUUCACAAACGCCUACUGAUGACUCGGAAGUCGUACAUCGCCUUGCUGAACAGCUCUCAGAUCGGUUUGGAUCACUGAACAUACAUGAAGGCGGUCAGAUUCGGCAUCAUGGCCCCACCUCCAACUUCAACUUGGUCCAUAUGCCCGAACCCGAUAAGCUGACAAUCCACCGUACUGUUCGAGAUCACGGUCAAGAGUGUUUGAGUGCGCUGGGUCUAGGUCAAGCUGUUUCUUCUGAACUAGUGCAACAUCUCACCAAUCUCUUUUUUGUUUGGCAGAAUCCGAUACUCUGCAUUGUAAACCGGCCUGUGUUUGAAAAGGCUAAAAUGGCCUGGCAUAACAGGGCUCAGAACACACGGUACUUUUCGGAAGCUCUCAUGAACUCGAUAUGCGCCGCGGGUGCUAUGUUCGAAUCACGGCACUCUCCUAGCCUUGACACUUUUCCUCGGUCGCUCUCGGACUUCUUCGCUGACCGGGCCAAAGCUCUACUCGAGAUUGAGUUAGACGAUCCUACUGUCGCUACAGUCCAAGCAAUGGUCAUACUUACUGGUCACGAGAUUGGCUGCAGGAGGGACACACGUGGCUGGCUUUAUAGUGGUAUGGCUGUUCGACUUGCGUUUGACCUAGCAUUGCAUCUCGAUCUCUCCCGGGACGUGGAGAAAGGAUUUGUAACACAGCAAGAAGCAGAUCUCCGAAGGGAUGUAUUUUGGAGUGCGUACAACUCUGACUGCAUGUGGAAGUAUUCAAUCGGACGUCCAGGUUAUAUCAGUUUGGGAGAUGUCACCAUUUCCAGGCCUGCGGAUCGCACAGGUAAUGAUAUUGCUGAAGAGUGGUCUCCAUAUACGAGCUAUGCGAGUUUGACCUGUUCGAUUGCGUUACCGGAUUUCGCUAAGGAGGUGCACCGUCAACGAACAAUUCUCUACGAGAUACUCACCCCUCUUAUGCACGGUUUGUAA